CCGCACGUUCCUGGUACUCUGAAGUAUCUACGCUGUAAUCCUCUGAUAUAUUUACCAUUUGGACGGAUUUUUCUGGUGGAGUGUAAAUUCCCCGGUCUUGUUGGACCAUGGCCGACGACGACGUGCUCUUUGAAGAUGUUUACGAGCUGUGCGAGGUCAUUGGCAAGGGGCCGUUUAGUGUGGUACGAAGAUGCAUCAAUAGGGAUACAGGCCAGCAGUUUGCUGUGAAGAUUGUGGAUGUGGCCAAAUUCACCUCCAGUCCUGGCCUGAGCACAGAAGAUCUGAAGAGAGAAGCAAGCAUCUGCCACAUGCUUAAACAUCCUCACAUAGUGGAGCUUCUUGAGACCUACAGCUCUGAUGGGAUGCUAUACAUGGUGUUUGAGUUCAUGGAUGGCGCAGAUCUCUGCUUUGAGAUUGUGAAGAGAGCAGACGCUGGGUUUGUUUACAGUGAGGCAGUAGCCAGUCAUUACAUGAGACAGAUCCUAGAGGCUUUGCGGUACUGCCAUGACAACAACAUCAUUCACCGGGAUGUGAAGCCACAUUGUGUGUUGCUUGCAUCAAAGGAAAAUUCUGCUCCGGUGAAACUUGGUGGCUUUGGUGUGGCCAUACAGCUGGGAGAGUCCGGAUUAGUGGCUGGAGGCCGGGUGGGCACUCCACACUUCAUGGCCCCUGAGGUGGUGAAAAGAGAACCCUAUGGGAAACCUGUGGAUGUUUGGGGCUGCGGAGUCAUCCUGUUCAUCCUCCUGAGUGGCUGCCUGCCCUUCUAUGGCACCCGAGAGCGUCUGUUUGAAGCAAUCAUAAAAGGAAAAUAUAAGAUGAAUCCUCGGCAGUGGGGCCAAAUCUCAGAGAGUGCCAAAGACCUGGUGCGCCGUAUGCUGAUGCUGGACCCUGCAGAGAGGAUCACAGUAUAUGAAGCUCUCAACCACCCCUGGCUCAAGGAGAGAGACCGCUAUGCCUACAAGAUCCACCUUCCUGAGACAGUCGAGCAGCUGAGGAAGUUCAAUGCCAGGAGGAAACUCAAAGGUGCAGUGCUUGCCGCGGUCUCUAGUCACAAGUUCAACUCUUUCUAUGGUGACCCUCCUGAAGAACUGCCUGACUUCUCUGAGGACCCUACUUCAUCAGGACUACUAGCAGCAGAAAGGGCUGUGUCACAAGUGCUAGACAGUUUGGAGGAAAUCCAUGCACUGACGGACUGCAGUGAGAAAGACCUGGACUUUCUACACAGCGUCUUCCAGGAUCAUCACCUGCACACAUUGCUUGAUCUGUACGAUAAGAUAAACACCAAGUCUUCACCACAAAUCAGGAAUCCUGCAAGUGACGCGGUUCAGAGAGCCAAAGAGACCUCCACUGAAGACGAGUCGAGCACGGCUUUGAAACAUCUGGAAUAUGUACUGGAGGAGAUUUCAUGCUACCCGGAGAAUGCAGACGCUAAAGAACUGAGACGGAUUCUAACCCAGCCCCAUUUCAUGGCCUUACUUCAGACUCAUGAUGUUGUGGCACAUGAGGUAUACAGUGACGAGGCACUGAGGGUCACCCCACCCCCCACAUCACCAUAUCUCAACGGAGACUCACCUGAGAGCACAAACGGAGACAUGGACAUAGAGAAUGUUACACGAGUGCGCCUGGUUCAGUUCCAGAAAAACACAGAUGAACCGAUGGGUAUCACGUUGAAAAUGAACGACUUGAACCAUUGCAUCGUGGCAAGAAUAAUGCAUGGAGGAAUGAUCCACAGACAAGGAACUUUGCAUGUUGGAGACGAGAUCCGGGAGAUCAACGGCAUAAGUGUAGCAAACCAAACGGUGGAGCAGCUUCAGAAGAUGCUUCGGGAAAUGAGAGGCAGCAUCACCUUUAAGAUUGUCCCAAGCUACCGUACACAGCAAUCGUCCUGUGAGAAAGAAUCCCCCUCCACCUCCAGACAGUCCCCUGCUAAUGGCUAUUCCAGCAUUAACAGUUCUAUCUUGGACUUGCCGUCAACCAUCCAGCCAAAAGGACGCCAGAUCUCCAGACCUCCAAUCAAGGAUACAUUUUCCAUAAAGAUCUAUGUACGGGCACAGUUCGAGUAUGAUCCGGUGAAGGAUGACCUCAUCCCCUGUAAAGAGGCAGGGAUUCGCUUCAGAGUGGGUGACAUAAUCCAGAUUAUCAACAAAGAUGACCAUAAUUGGUGGCAAGGAAAACUGGAAAACACCAAGAAUGGCACAGCAGGACUGAUUCCCUCACCUGAACUUCAGGAGUGGCGGGUGGCCUGUAUAGCCAUGGAGAAAACCAAGCAAGAACAGCAGGCAAGCUGUACCUGGUUUGGCAAGAAAAAAAAGCAGUACAAAGACAAAUACCUAGCAAAGCACAAUGCAGUGUUUGAUCAACUAGAUCUGGUCACAUAUGAGGAAGUAGUGAAGUUGCCAGCAUUCAAGAGGAAAACAUUAGUUUUACUAGGUGCUCACGGUGUUGGCCGAAGACACAUCAAGAACACACUCAUCACCAAACACCCAGACAGAUUUGCUUAUCCCAUUCCACACACAACCAGAUCUCCAAAGAAAGAUGAAGAGAACGGCAAGAAUUAUUUCUUUGUAUCCCACGACCAAAUGAUGCAGGACAUCUCCAACAACGAUUACCUGGAGUACGGCAGCCACGAGGACGCGAUGUACGGCACGCGGUUGGAGACAAUACGCAAGAUCCAUGAGCAGGGACUCGUAGCCAUACUGGACGUAGAGCCACAGGCACUGAAGGUUUUACGGACAGCUGAAUUUGCUCCCUAUGUGGUUUUCAUUGCUGCACCAACCAUCACUCCCGGCAUGAACGAGGACGAGUCAUUACAGAGGCUGCAGAAGGAGUCCGAGAUCCUCCAGAAGACAUAUGCACACUAUUUUGACCAAACCAUCAUUAAUAAUGAGAUUGACGAGACUAUUCGGCUCCUGGAGGAAGCCAUAGACCUGGUUUGCACCACGGCCCAGUGGGUUCCAGUGUCCUGGGUCUAUUAAAACAGCAAACCCAUCGACCUGUAACCUUAUACCCUUCAUAACCUCAUACUUUGUGGUGCAUCUCUGCAAGAAGAAGAAGAAAAAAACACUUGCAACUUUCCCAUGAUGCAAACAGAAGCCCACUUCUGACGUUUAACAGCAAGAUCGAUGUACCUGCAGUGAGCCCAGUCUUGGCCCCUCACAGACUACCUAGACGUAGUGUUGUAUUAAUGAAAAAAAAUCAAUAAAAUAAAUGACUAAAUAUUGUCAUGUCUAUUUAGCUAGGAGGCAACAUUUUGUAGACGUUUGAUUUAAAGAGACAGUAUCCUACAUGACGCAUUUUCCUGAAAGGAAUAUUUUAGUAGUUUGUCUGCCCAUAUUUCUGUUAGUACCAGACUGAAAGUGUCCUCACAGCUUUCAUCUGUCCAGCCGUCCAUUAACUCAGCCAUUAUACAUAAUCCCACAUUAUCCAUGCGGCAGAGCCCAGCUGCUUUAGCACAACCCUGCCAUUCAGCUUUCAACCCUUUUCCUUUGUUUGGUUUGUUUUUCCCAUUUCACCCUCCUCUACCAGUGGAUACUGUCUCUCUAAAGACACACAUAAAUGUUUUAGAGAUUUGAAUGAGAUCUCAUGCAUGUGAACAUUCACGAGCGUCCAUGCUGUCAGUGUUAGCUGUGUUCAGACCAUCACCCGCAGCAGAAAACAUUCCAUUCGUCUGGAUGAACACAUUCAAACAGGUGGAGCCGGUGACCAGGAGAGGGAAAAAAAGACCUAUGCACAUCCCUUGCAUUUUGGCAACUUUGUAAACAGUUUAUUUUUACCAAUCAUGUAGUAAAAUGUGUUUGUAAAUGGUCAACAUUUUUAUUUGAUGUAAGAUUAAGGGGUUCGGGAUAAAAAUGAGUUCAGAAUUGUGUCGUUUGAGAGUAUUAAUGUUGAUUCAGAAAUACAAUUUUUAUUCUGUGCAGUUGUUUGAGGAAGAGGUCUGCAAACUAAAAAAGACCACACGGUGUGUUAAUCUGAAUGGUUCUGUACAUGACAAACUGCGCUGUGUAAAUGGCUCUGCCGAUGACGGAGCAGCUCUUCGGUAUGAGCGUGUUUUAGUUUUUUUUUUUAAAUAUAUUUCCUUUUAUGUGAUGAA
This is a messenger RNA of Carassius carassius (crucian carp), 4090 nucleotides long. It is a transcript of the gene caska, whose product is annotated as calcium/calmodulin-dependent serine protein kinase a. The record is from RefSeq and is a predicted model, not a curated record. Bases 108 to 2975 code for a protein of 955 amino acids. NCBI's taxonomy places the organism in Eukaryota, Metazoa, Chordata, Actinopteri, Cypriniformes, Cyprinidae. The transcript has 29 exons. Gene Ontology annotation, molecular function: ATP binding; signaling receptor binding; protein kinase activity. Gene Ontology annotation, cellular component: basolateral plasma membrane; plasma membrane; cell-cell junction. Gene Ontology annotation, biological process: regulation of neurotransmitter secretion; protein phosphorylation.